AAGUUUAUGAAUUUCUUGGACAGAUUAAUGAUUCUUCGUAACAUGUCAUAUAUACACAAAUUCUGUCUCACCUGUGACAAUGAAUACUUCGAUGAGAACCGGGUGAAGGAAUGGAUCACUGCUGUGGUAAAGUAUGAUGUUGAAGAGCUCAUUGUUUCCCUGUAUUUCACACUUGACAUAUUCAGCUGAACUUUUCACUUGUGGUUCACUGACUAAAUUGGUCAUAGAGCUUCCAGAAACUACUGAAGCCGAAUUGAAGCUUCCAGAAUCUGUUUCUUUGCCAAGAGUUAAGAUCCUUGAGCUUUCGGGUUUUAUAUUUCUGGAUGAGAUGUCGACUCAACGGCUCUUUUCAAAUUGCCCAGUACUUGAAGCAUUGAGUUUUUACUAUUGUGCCUGGGAUGGGAUAAACGCCAUAAGUAUUUCAGCUCCUAGACUGAAAUCAUUUAUCCUAGUUGGUGCUACAACAAGUAAAAUGGAGUUUGUCAAGCUUAAGAUUGAUGCACCGAAUCUAAAGUUCAUCAGAUACCACGAUUUGGCACCGGUGGAGUUUGUCACGGGGAGUUUUCCAUCCCUAGUUGGUGCAGGUAUAUGCUUAUGUUAUUCAAAUGACGACAGCUUGGAUCCGUUAUCUAAUUUUUUGGUGAAGCUUUCCAAUGUACAGCUCCUGAAAUUAUCAUGUGGCGCCUUUCAUGUUCUUGAGUUUGCAAAUGUUCUCUCCACAAGUUUCCCUACCCUGGAUAGUUUGCUCUAUUUGGAAAUGGUGGACUAUCAAGUUAGGACAAUACUCAAAUUUCUACAAUUCUCUCCGAAUUUGAUUACACUCGUCAUUGAUGAGGUUUUUUAUAUUGACAAUGAGGAUGCUUUAACAUUAGAUACAGUGCCUCAUUGCUUGUUGCUACACCUCAAGUCAAUUGAAAUUCAAAAGUUUGAAGGGCAACCAGAGGAGCUGAACUUUGUUAAAUAUAUUUUGGGGAAUGCCAGAGUUCUUGAAAAGUUGAUUCUUGAAAGUGAAACUACUUCAGAUUCUUUUGUAGAUUUGAAGAAGAAAACAGAAAUCAUGGAGCAGUUACUAAUAUUUCCGAGGGCUUCUGCAAAUUGUGAGUUCAAGUAUUCAAGUUCCUAAUUUUUUUUCUUCAGAUUUUUAAGUGGAGUUUCAGUACUGUUUUAAGGUUAAGGAUAGUUUUUCAUGUUAUUCCAAUUCAGAAGAACUAGAGUACUAUUCUUUUGGUUUUUAUUUAAUAAUAUUAAGAUGCAUAUUUCCGUUAACUGCGAAUUUUAAGCUCUAGAUUAUACUAAAUUAGAUUUCAAGUUCUCUUGAAGUUUUGAAGUUUAUAAGGCUCAGGUUUUCGAGUAAAUCCGAUAGAUUCAACAUGACUCAAGAAGUCAGGAUGUUUAAAAUUGAGUGUUUUCCCAUGAUUCCCGACUGCCUGGAAAGUCCAGCCACAAGGAUGGUUGUACAAAAAAUAAUGCAGAGAUAUCAGCCUUUUGUUGUCCCGAAGAUCCACGAUUUAUAUGGGCUACUGCAAGGUAAGCUGGAAAUGUAUCGGGGUAUGUGUGCAAUGACUCCUCAGCAAUGUUCAUAGUUCAUACUAUUCUCAAGGCCAAAUACACGAUCAGGGAUUUUUUUUCAACAGAGACGGUAGCAGAUUCCUUAAAUUUAUCAAAGUCCAAUUAAAUGUCUUAGCAAUUGGUCUCCUAUGGGGUUAGAGGCUAAAAGUCUAAUGAUAAGGACACCAAGUGCUUCAGAUAAGUGGGAUUGCCUAGGUGACCCACCUUCGUAAACUUGCCAUAUUUCUUGGACCUCGAUGUCCAACCAAUCUGUACACUCCGGCAUUAGGAAUUAUCUUGUGAGGGGUUUCAAAUUUUGCUGUGCGUACUCUCUAACUAAAAGAAAAUAUAGUAGCAGAUGCCAGAAGGUGCUAUUACAGAAUUAUUUGCCUGGUCCUGAUCAAGCAUAUUAGUAGAUGGUGCUACUAAUUUUAAAAUGAUUUUACCGAAGGAAAAACUUAGUAGUUUGAA
This is a messenger RNA of Papaver somniferum (opium poppy), 2019 nucleotides long. Its product is annotated as FBD-associated F-box protein At5g22730-like. Bases 134 to 1123 code for a protein of 329 amino acids. Lineage: Eukaryota; Viridiplantae; Streptophyta; Magnoliopsida; Ranunculales; Papaveraceae. The record is from RefSeq and is a predicted model, not a curated record. The transcript has 3 exons.